AUGUUGGCCGCAAAUCUUCUGAUUUUUGGACUCUUUAUACCAAUACUUUGGGGAUUACGUUUGCCCAAAACCUAUGAAGCAAUUGCACUUCACUGUUCCUCAACACCGGAAGACAACCGUAUUGCCAUAGAUAUAAGCAAACUCCGUGUAUUGGGUCAUGAACAUGCCGUAAAUGGUACAAUCGUUGUGUCGGAAGAUUUAGAUGAUUCUUAUAAAGGUUACCUCGAAUCCUUUGUCGAUUCAUCUGGCAGUGGGGACUGGAAACAACUUCCGAUCAAAAUUUGGCCAAUUCCCGUUUGCAAAGGGGUCAAGGAGUACCUCAAGAAAUUAACUUAUCCAUCGUUGAUACCAGGAAACAAUACGGACUUUCCAUUUGAUGGCAGUCAGUGUCCCAUACGAAAGGGUACCUACUAUAUCAAGAAUAUGGUGAUAGAUCCCACCAAUUUUACUGAUAUUAUGCCGCGUGGGUUUUUGAAAGCUGUCUUUCAUUUUGUCAAGGACAAUCAAAAGAUGGGAAGCUUCGAACUUUACGGCCAAGUUAAAGAUCGAGUUUUUUAG
Drosophila willistoni is the source of this 558-nucleotide messenger RNA. RefSeq lists its product as uncharacterized. The coding region runs from base 1 to 558 and encodes 185 amino acids. NCBI's taxonomy places the organism in Eukaryota, Metazoa, Arthropoda, Insecta, Diptera, Drosophilidae. The transcript is spliced from 2 exons. The record is from RefSeq and is a predicted model, not a curated record.